This is a messenger RNA of Echinococcus granulosus, 564 nucleotides long. RefSeq lists its product as hypothetical. The coding region runs from base 1 to 564 and encodes 187 amino acids. The transcript is spliced from 2 exons. Lineage: Eukaryota; Metazoa; Platyhelminthes; Cestoda; Cyclophyllidea; Taeniidae. The record is from RefSeq and is a predicted model, not a curated record.
AUGGAGAGUCACAAGUCCCUACCUAUAAGGGAAAACCGAGUUGGGCUGUGGUCCACGCGGCUUGGAGGUGAGUUUAGAGAACAUCGGUGUGGUUUCUAUCGCCAUCGACGACUCAUUGGCCCAUCGAGGUCCAAAGAUGUCGGAGAUUUCACGGGCCUUUCGGAUGGCCUCAAUGAAGUCUUCUGUGGUGCGCAGAAUGCUGUGAUGGGCGGCGAAAUGGGAGGCGACCAACCAGCCAAUCAAACGCCAACUCUAUUCCACCAAUCCAAAUGGGGAAAUUCUACGUGUUUCUACUUUUCCAUGUGUUUUGGUCAUUUUCAGACCGUAUUUGUCUACUCACCCAUAAGGGCAAUUGAUGCUGGGCACACGAGCAAGGAAGUUGGGCAGAAGUUGAUUGAAGGGUUUUCCAGAGAGGGCACCAUUGAUGGUAGGACAGUAAUCGCAGUUCUGCUCACGAGCCGAGUCACAGAAGGUCAGGCCACCUUCGGUUUUGUGGACUCCGCAGCAGGAAAGGUGCGUGCUCCACAUCCUGUAGUCAUCCACCCAGGACAUCAAGGGAUUUGA